Lycium barbarum (goji berry) is the source of this 2483-nucleotide messenger RNA. RefSeq names its product serpin-ZX-like. Lineage: Eukaryota; Viridiplantae; Streptophyta; Magnoliopsida; Solanales; Solanaceae. The transcript is spliced from 2 exons. The coding region runs from base 1125 to 2297 and encodes 390 amino acids. The record is from RefSeq and is a predicted model, not a curated record. Gene Ontology annotation, molecular function: serine-type endopeptidase inhibitor activity.
CUGGGACAAUGAAGAAAGGGAGAAAAUGUAACCACCUUUACUAAUUAGGCAUUAAGUCAUCUACACAAGCUUAUGUCAACCAAUAAAAAUCAAGACAUUUUUCAAAGUCCUUGUCAAUGAAGAAGGAACAUAAUCUGCAAUCUUUUUCUACUGUUAAUGUAAAACUAAUCAAGUUAUUAGUGAUGGGAUGAAACCAAAAAAUAACCCCUCACGUGUGAACUUAUAGAAGAUCCCCUUUACGAUCAAAUAAAUUCAUUGAAUUGAGUAUGAUUGUAUGUGUGUUAGCAUCUCGGGCUACUAAAUGAAUUUUUACUGAUCAUCUGCUCUUGCUCCUCAUGUUUUGGAUAUUAUACAGAAGGUAGAGGCAGUGCCUAACAUCCCACCUGGAAGCUGAUUCGACCAAGGAAAUAAAAAAGAACUUAAUUACUAUAAUUCAAAAAAACUAAACUAACAUCACAAGAACUAUGGUUGAUAACUCCAAAGUCAAUCCCUGCUUUCCUUCUCUGAGUCAUUUUGGUGUUGCUUUCAUCUAAAGCUUCCAUUCGUUUUGAUCAACAUGUCAUUUUCUCUUUCAUGUACUCAUUUCUUAGAUAUUAUAAUUUAUAUUCCUAACAUCCACCUGGAAGCUGAUUUGAUCAAGAUAACUUAUUGACAACAAUAAAAAAUAACAAUAGUCUGUUGAAUAGCAGUUCAAAAUGUCACUAUUAAGUGCUUCAAAAAUAACAGCUGGUGGGACAUGCUCGACUUUCCUUCUCCGCGUCAUUUUGGUGUUGUUUCCAUCUAAGAGCUUCUGUUCGUCUCAAUCAAUUAUACAAUUAAUUAAUACUGAAGAUUUAAUAUUGAUUUUGUUGUGGAAAGUUAGUGCUACGUGUUAUUUUAUUGAUUCCUUCCUGUGUUGGUAUGAAUGUGAUCUUCAGAGAAUAAGUCCUAGAUCAAUUCAUGCAUUUCUUUAUUCAAUCAAUCGACAUCUCGCCAGAUGGGCUUUACUUAAUCAAGUCAAAUUCAAAACCCCAACUGUUUAAGUAGCAGUAUAGUAUAUAAACACUUGCACAGCUUUGAACUUUGUGAUCACUAUAUUCACUAAGUCGUCGACUUCUUCUUCUUCUUCUUCUUUGCACCCAAAUAUGGAUCUCGGGGAGUCAAUCAACUACCAGACAGACGUUUCUUUCAUGCUUGCUAAGCACGUUCUCUCCAAAGAGGUUAAAGGCGAUACCAACCUGGUGCUCUCUCCUCUCUCAAUUCAAAUAGUCCUUGGCCUUAUUGCUGCUGGAACUAAAGGACCAACUCAGGAUCAGCUGCUUUGUUUCCUCAAGUCCAAGUCCAUUGAUGAACUCAACUCUCUUUAUUCACAUAUUAUCAAUGUCGUUUUUAUUGAUGGCAGCCCGAUCGGAGGUCUGCGUUUAUCUGUUGCUAAUGGUGUUUGGAUCGAUCAGACACUGCCUUUCAGGCCUUCUUUCAAACAGGUCGCAGAUAAUGUUUACAAGGCUGCUUCGGAGUCUGUUGAUUUCAAAAACAAGCCUGCUGAGGUUGCAAAUCAAGUUAAUCAGUGGGCUAAAAUGAAGACAAAUGAUCUCAUCAAAGAGAUUCUUCCUCGUGACGGAGUGAACAACAUGACAAGGCUGAUCUUGGCCAAUGCACUAUAUUUUAAAGGAGUAUGGGAUGAGAAGUUCAAUGCUUCAGAAACGAAAGACCACGAAUUCCAUCUCCUCAGUGGAGGGUCUGUUCGAGCAUCGCUCAUGACUAGCAACAAGAAGCAAUAUGUAGCAGCAUUUGAUGACUUUAAAGUGUUGAAGCUUCCUUAUCAACAGGGCACGGACCCGCGCCAUUUCUCCAUGUAUUUAAUCCUUCCAGAUGCACAUGAUGGAUUACCUGCUUUAGUGGACAAAAUUAGUUUAGAAACGGGAUUUUUAAAUCACCAUGUUCCAUAUGAAAAAGUUAAAGUACGCAAGUUUCUCAUCCCCAAAUUCAAAAUAACUUUUGGGUUUGAAGCUUCUAAUGUUCUAAGGGGGCUUGGCCUCACAUUGCCUUUCGCUCCAGGUGGUCUCACUGAGAUGGUGGAUUCCCAUUUAUCUAAGGAUCUGUUUGUUUCAGAGGUUUUUCACAAGUCCUUUAUUGAGGUAAAUGAGGAAGGAACCGAAGCUGCAGCUGUUACUGCUAGUAGGGUAAUGCUGUGCUGCUUGAGAAUUGAGAAGGAAAUAGACUUUGUGGCAGACCAUCCAUUCUUGUUCCUCAUAAGAGACGAAUCUACUGGUGCGGUGUUGUUCAUAGGGAGCUUGUUGAAUCCUCAAACUGAUUAGGCCACAGGAGCAACAAAGAAUGAACUUGGAAAGAACGAACGCAAUGUGAAUAUCUGAAUUCACAGUAAGGUUUUCUAUUACCGAUUAGGACAAAAUUGAGUGGUGUUAUGUAUCUAAAUAACCAGUUUGCUGAUAUGGCUGUGACUAUGUUCUAUGUACUCUAAUGAUAAAGACCUUGUUACUUAA